This is a messenger RNA of Microplitis demolitor, 4388 nucleotides long. Its product is annotated as angiotensin-converting enzyme. The transcript is spliced from 11 exons. Gene Ontology annotation, molecular function: peptidyl-dipeptidase activity; metallopeptidase activity. Gene Ontology annotation, cellular component: plasma membrane. Gene Ontology annotation, biological process: proteolysis. Lineage: Eukaryota; Metazoa; Arthropoda; Insecta; Hymenoptera; Braconidae. The record is from RefSeq and is a predicted model, not a curated record. The coding region runs from base 493 to 2733 and encodes 746 amino acids.
AAAAAAUGUGUAUUUAAAUUAAUGAAAAAUCAGUAAGCGGAUAUUUUCAAAUUUUAUUAUUUUGAUUUGUUUAUUUAAAAUUUAAUAAUUGUCUGAUGUCUGCUACAUUUCCACUCAAAAAAAUUUUUAGUUAUUUAUUAAAUAAAUUUUUUAUCCUUACAAGAUAUUUUAUUAUUUAUUUAAAGUUAUUUACUGAACUACACGACAGGAGUAUUUACAAUUGUUGUUGAGUGUCGUGCUAAUAUAUAGUGUAUAGAAUCGUUAGUGUGUAGAUCAACAUCAUAAAGUGCACACAUUUUCGCAGUUGAGUCGGCAUCGCGUGAUAAAAUACCCGGCCAAGUUUAAUAUAAGGAAUAACGAAACAGUGGCAUUCAAUUGACGUUCAAAUUUGACUUUUCAUUUUAAUCGUAAAUAUAUUAAUUUAUAUUUAAAAUCGUUAUAGUUACAACUUUUUAAUAAAUUAUUUCAUUUCAAGGAUUAAAGGUACAAGGUAUGAAUCUGAAGUGGUGUUAUAUGAUUUUAAGUACAAUAAUCUAUGCUAAUGGAUUUGGAGAUGUAUUGUCAGAAAAUGCAAAUCUUGAAGAUAAAAAUAUUUCAUUACAAUUUAUUGGAUUGGAAUAUGAAGAUGCAUGUUUCAAAUCUGCUGAUUCCGAAUGGAAAUUCAUUCAAAAUCCAAAUAAUGAAACUCUUCAGCUAUGGAAAGAUUCAUUAGAUACAUAUGCUUCAAUAAAACGUAAAUGUUUAAAAGACAUUGAUGAUACUAUAAAUGAAACUCUGUCUUCAACGAUUGAAUACAAAUUGAAUCUUGUUAGUAAACCUGGCGAUGCAUUACUUGAGCCUGAAGACUGGACAAGCUUUACUUCAUUCAUCGGUCAAGCAGAAUUAACAAGAUUAACUGGAAAUUAUACAUCAGGAUCGAAUAAUUUAUUACGUAAAAAUGCUGAGGAUUUGUUGAGGCGGAAUGGAAAUAAUGAAGAUAAAUUAAAGGCAUGGAUAUCUUGGUAUCGAACAUUACAGCCGCUCACAACAAAAUUAUCAAACAAUUUACAAUUUGUUCAGAAAGCUGCGGUUGCGAAUGGUGCUAAAGAUGUAACAGAGUACUGGGAAAUGCUAAGUGAAUACAAAGAUGGUUAUAAUGAAGCCAAAUAUAAAUGGAGUGAAAUUUUAUCUUUGUAUGAGAAAUUAAAAAAAUUUGUACGAACUCGUUUAACUCAAAAGUACAAUGAUCUCAUGAAAGAUGAAAAAGGAAUACCUGCUUAUUUACUUGGAUCCCUUGAAAGCCAUGAUUGGACACCUCUUGCGAUGGAUGUCAUACCGUAUCCCAAUUAUAUUUAUGAUAUAAGAAAAAAUCUCUGGGAAAAGAAUUUAAUAGGAAAAAAUUUGUAUAAGUCAGCGUCACGAAUAGGUAGCAUAACAUUAAAACACGUACCAGAAGUACAAUUUUUUGAUAAAAGUUAUUUUCAAGGACAAUGUCCACCACGUUUAGUAAAUUUUUGUCGUCAAGGCACAAUGAGUGUUAAUACAUGCUCUGAAUCAUCUCUUUCUAAUUACUUGUCAGCUCAUAAAAAUAUUGCUAAGGUUUUAAUUCAUCAAAUGUCUGAAGAAAGUAUGCCAAUUAUUAAUAAUGCAAAUCGUUACUCUGCAUUAGAAGAAGGAGUGUCAGAAUUAUUUGGUAUUUUGGCUUCAAGUCAAGCAUGGCUUACAACAUUAAAUUUAAUUAACGAGACUGAUAAAACUGAAGAAGCUCAUAUUGUCUCUAUCAUGAUAACAGCUCUAGAUGUACUCCCACGAAUGGCGUACUAUCUAACUGCUGAUCAAUGGAGAAUAGAUAUUAUUAGAAAUAAUACAUUUGAUCCAGAUCAUUUAACAAAUUCCUGGUGGGAAUACAGAUCAGAGUAUGAAAAUAUAGUACCUGGUUCUUCCGAAAAACUCCCGACAUUUUUAGAUGAUAGUUUUAUUAUUAAUAAUCGUCCAUAUCUUUCAAAAUUUAUUGGGACGAUAAUUGGUUUUCAAAUUUAUGAACAUAUAAUGGAAUCAACCGAAGUAAGAACAGAAAAACUAGAAAAAAUUCCUAUAAAUCAUAAUUUUAUUAAAAUGAUACAGCAUGGAAGCGUCGAAAAUUGGAAUGAAGCAAUAAAAAAGUAUUUACAAAUAUAUGAUGUUUCUGUGGAUUCUCUACUGAGUUACUUUUCACCAUUUGAAGAGUAUUUAGACGAGCUGAAUGAUGAGGAGCUUGUUAAUUUGCCUCUAGAACUUGAAAAAAAAUUAGAAAUUCUUGAGGAUCUAUACCAAAAAAAUUUAAAUAAUCCUAUAACUACAACUGAAGCCAUUAAUUCUACAACUACUGUGCCAACAAAUCUAACGACAGAUUUUCAUAAACAAAUUGAACUUCCGUCAAAUACGAAAUCAACUGAACCACAAAUAAAAAAUAAUUCGUCAUCAUCUGAAAUCAUUAAUCCGACAAAAAUUCCGGUUAAAGUUACCGAAAAACCCGAGACUAUACCGGUUAAGGUUAAAAAGGACAGUAAUGAUGGUGUAAAAAAAGAAGACAAAGGAACUGCAGAAAUAGUAAAUGAACAAAAUAAUGAGGCUGGAAAAUUAAUAAAAAGUGGAAUGAGUAAAGCUGUAUGGGCAGUUGGUUCUGUAUUGAUUGCAACUAUUGCGAUUGUUAUUAUAGCAAUUUUCGGGCGACGAAGGUGCCGAAAAACGCCAAAGAAUAGACGUUAUGUUUAAGUAUAAUAGUACUCUUAACAAUAAUUAUUUAUAAUUACGGCAGACGAUCUAUGUCCUGUAUUCUCCAUGUUCACGACCGGUUUCCACCUACGACCCGUAGGGAUUCACUCAUGCAUGUGAAUAAUACACAUAGAUUUCUAGCCAUUGGUUUUCGUUAAACCCCACACAUUCCCUCGAGUAACAUAGAUGACAUCUGCACUCAGACCUUCCGCUCUCUGUUUUUGGUAUGUAUAGAUUAACUAUAUAUACCAAAAGCUCUAUCAGUUAGUCUGUUAGGCCCAGCCAGUCCUUAUGCUUGUAAAUGUGUAAAGACAUUUAGAGACGUAAGGACUGGUGAUUUUGAUGACAGUUAUCAAUUUAAAGAUAAAAGUAUUAGUUUAUAUGGCACAAUUCGUAUAUGCUGAUAAACAAAAUAAUAUAGCGGGAAAACAAGUGAUAUAGCAUCUUAUGUUUGUAAUAACAAUGCCUCGGGAAGAAGACCUAGUGAUGUACCAUCUGGUACCACUAUUGAACUAUCAUCUAAAUCAGGUGCUAUUACAUCCAUCUAUAAAUAAUAAAACAUAAUUUUUUUAAUUAUUAUUGUUAUUAAGAAUAGGAAUGGUUAAAAAAAAAUUACUCACAAGUUCAGAUAUUUCAUGUUUCAACGAAUUUUGUACACUCAAGUAGCAUACUUGAAUUUGUGACGUCUAUAAGAUAUCAGUUUUUUAGGCUGUUUUUUGACAUAUCGAUAAGCCAUCAAAAUGUUAACAAAACGAUCAAAAAUUUAUGUCACUAGCUUAUUUUUCUCAGACCAGCUUUCCCCCUUAAAAGACAUCUUUAUGACACCUUAAAGUUGUCUCUGUGCUACUUGGGCACCUACAACAAAUGAUAACUUUACCAAAUUUUGGGUAGAAAACUUUCUAUAUAUAAUUUAAUCCUGAAAUUAACAUCAGAGAUUUUGGCGCAUAUAAAAUACUAUAAAGUGUAAUUGCUGAAAUCGCUGACUACAAAAUUAUCAGCCAACCGAAAUAUCUCGGUGUAUUCUGGAGGUUGCGGGGACCAGACGGUAGUCAUCUCUCUGUAAUUAGAAAAAAAAAAUAUUAUUACUAUUAUUAUUAUUUUUAUUAUUAUUAUACAAAUUAAAAUGUAAAAAUAUGAAAUGUCUUAAUUUUAAUGUAAAAAAAAAACUAUAGAUUUAUAUGAUCCAAUUCUUAGUACUUCAUGUUUUCUACAAACGCUAUGAAAAAAAAAAAAAUUUUUUUUUUCUAAAUAUUUGUUUAUCCAAACGAAAGACGCCAUUUUUUGUAAGCUGAUCAAAUUUAAUACUGAAAAUUCUAAGAAAUUAAUAUCUCAAGUACGUUGUUACCCGGAUAAAAAAAUUAUAUAUAAUUCAAUAUAAUCAUAUAUAAUUCUAUAUAAUUAUAUAUGAUUUAGAGUAGAGUCUCUAUAACUUUUUCGUUCUGAAACUUUGACUUCCCUUAAUUUCUCCUCCGACAGCAGGGGGUGUUCUCUCACUAUCACUCAACUGUACAUGCGCAAAGGUAAAGCGCGGUUCUGCUUAUAGGCGUUGCGCAUAAACUGAGUGUUCUAACCCUAAGUUUGUAUACGUAAAUAAACAUUUAAGUUAAAUAAGCUUUAAUAUUGUGAAAAUCAAUAAAAAAGAAAAAAAAAACUUA